This is a messenger RNA of Trematosphaeria pertusa, 903 nucleotides long. RefSeq names its product ribosomal protein S2. Gene Ontology annotation, cellular component: cytosolic small ribosomal subunit; 90S preribosome; ribosome. Gene Ontology annotation, biological process: ribosomal small subunit assembly; cytoplasmic translation. The transcript has 3 exons. The record is from RefSeq and is a predicted model, not a curated record. The coding region runs from base 1 to 903 and encodes 300 amino acids. NCBI's taxonomy places the organism in Eukaryota, Fungi, Ascomycota, Dothideomycetes, Pleosporales, Trematosphaeriaceae. Gene Ontology annotation, molecular function: structural constituent of ribosome.
AUGGCGCCCGCAAACCUCCCCGCCAUCUUCAACCCGACGCAGCAGGACAUCGAGAUGAUGCUCGCGGCGCAGUGCCAUCUCGGGGCCAAGAAUCUCCAGGUGCACAUGGAGCCAUACCUGUGGAAGAGACGCCCGGAUGGCGUCAAUGUUCUCAACAUUGGCAAGACGUGGGAGAAGAUUGUCAUGGCUGCGCGCAUCAUCGUCGCCAUUGACAACCCCGCCGACAUCUGCGUCAUCUCUGCUCGUCCCUACGGCCAGCGUGCCGUGCUCAAGUUCGCCGCGCACACCGGUGCCGUCGCCAUUGCUGGUCGCUUCACCCCCGGUAACUUCACCAACUACAUCACCCGCUCGUUCAAGGAGCCGCGCCUGAUCGUCGUCACCGACCCGCGCACCGAUGCGCAGGCAAUCAAGGAGGCGUCCUAUGUCAACAUCCCGGUCAUUGCCCUCUGCGACACCGAUUCUCCCACCGAGUUCGUCGACAUUGCCAUCCCCACCAACAACAAGGGACGCCACGCCAUUGGUCUAGUUUGGUGGAUGCUUGCCCGUGAGGUCCUUCGUCUGCGUGGCACCCUCGCCUCCCGCGAGACCGAGUGGGAUGUCAUGACCGACUUGUACUUCUACCGCGACCCUGAGGCGGAGGAGAACAAGGACGCCACGGGUGUCGAGGAGGCCAAGGUCCCCGGUGCCGACGAGGUCGGUACUGGUCCGGUCGAAGCGGGCUUCACCAGCGAGUGGGAGGUCUCUGGCGCUACUGCUGGUGCCUUCACUUCCCAGGCUGCUGCUCAGCCAGGUGGCGGCAGCUGGGACGCCGAUGCGACGGACUGGGCUGCUACUGGCACCCAGGAGGCCGGCACCGAGGGCUGGGGCGCCGAGACCACCCAGCAGGGCGCUGUGCAGUGGUAG